AUGCCCUACGAGAACCAGCAUGUGUUCACCGCGAUGGGAUGCAAGUACCUGGCACUUGUCCUUAUCUUCGUCGCUCCGACUUUUGCGCUUGACCUGGACAGUUUACACGCGCUAUGGAACCUCGCAAGAUUGAAACACGGGGGUUUGAGCUUCCUGCAAGAUAUCAUGAAAUUCGCGAAAGAAGAAUUACCAGACACGACACCGCGUCAUGGGCAAGAGUACGACUUUAUCGUGGUGGGCGCUGGAACAGCCGGCUCGGUUAUCGCAGCGAGACUAAGUGAAGUUAAAAAUGCGAGUGUGCUACUUAUCGAAGCUGGUGGUCACGAACAUUUACUGAUGGACGUGCCGCUGCUUGCGUUGUUCCUGCAGCUCUACAGGGAUAUCGAUUGGGGAUACUUGGCCGAGCCCUCCAAUGAUUAUUGCCGUGGGGUGCAUAAUCAUCAGUGUAAGCUUGCCAGGGGCAAGGUCAUGGGUGGUACUGCCGUCUUAAAUUUCAUGAUCGCCACCAGAGGUAAUAAAAGAGACUAUGAGGAAUGGGCCGAGCUAACAAACGAUGACGACUGGGGGUACGAAGCUAUGUUGAAAUACUUUAAAAAAUUGGAAAACUUUGAAGUCGAUCUCGCUCCAGUAGAGAACAAGUUUCACGGAUUUGACGGUCCAUUGAGAAUUGCUAAUGCACCAUGGCGUUCGAAGCUAGCGAGAGCCUUCGUAAAAGCAGGCGAAGAAAUGGGAUUUCCUCCAUUGGAUUACAACGGACGUAAACAAACAGGUUUCUCAUACGUUCACACAAAUCAAAUAAAUGGUGAAAGAUUGAGCAGCAAUCGGGCAUACUUGCAUCCCGUGAGAAAUAGAAGUAAUUUAUUUCUCACAAUGAACAGUCGGGUCGAUAGGGUUUUGAUAGAUCCAAAAAAGAAAAUUGCUCGUGGCGUAAAGUUUCGCAAAUUCGGUAAGAGAAUAGAGGUGUAUGCCAGGAAGGAAGUCAUACUGAGCACCGGAGCGUUCGCUUCGCCUCACCUUCUUAUGCUAUCUGGCAUUGGACCAGCAGAACACCUGAAAAGUUUCAACAUACCCGUAAUGGCAAAUUUACCUGUAGGCGAAAAUCUAAUGGAUCACAUUGCCUAUGGUGGCUUAUUUUUCGAGGUUAAUCAAACGUUAGGAAUCGUAGUAUCUGAAUUUCUGAAUCUAAGAAACCCCAGUAUAAAUGAUUACUUAACAAGGAGAACCGGUCCGCUUGCAACUGCAGGUGGAGUCGAAGGACUCGGUUAUAUCAACGUCGAUGAUCUCCGAGUCGAUAACGAAGAGCCUAACAUUGAACUCAUGUUCGGUUCUGUUCACCUGGGAUCGGAUGCUCUCAUUAAAGUGCCAUUCGGCAUCAGGGAAGACAUCUAUCGUCAAUAUUACGCCGACGCGCUUCACAAACAUGCUUACAUCAUUUUCCCACUGCUUAUGAAACCCAAAAGUCGUGGCAAGCUGUUACUAACCAGUGGAAAUCCCGCUGUCAAACCUAAAAUCAUAAUGAACUACCUCUCGGAUGCCGACGACGUGAGGGUGGCCAUUAAAGGUAUUCGGCUGGCACGUGAAGUCGGAAAGACCAGAGCGAUGCGGAAAUAUGGCUCGAAAGUUUGGGAUCGCCAUGUUCUUGGAUGCGAACAUUGUCUGUACGACUCGGAUGAGUACUGGGAGUGUGCAUUGAGAACUCUCACCGUGACUCUAUGGCACUUUUCGGGGACUUGUAAGAUGGGUAGCUACUACGAUAACAGUGCAGUUGUCGACACCAGAUUACGAGUUAAGGGAAUCAAGAGACUACGGGUAGCAGACGCCUCCAUUAUACCGACCAUUCCCACGGCGCACAUAAACAUCCCGGUUAUCGCGAUCGCCGAGAAGUUCGCGGAUAUCGUCAAAGCCGACUGGGGCUACAUUUAG
This is a messenger RNA of Phymastichus coffea, 1923 nucleotides long. RefSeq names its product glucose dehydrogenase [FAD, quinone]-like. NCBI's taxonomy places the organism in Eukaryota, Metazoa, Arthropoda, Insecta, Hymenoptera, Eulophidae. Gene Ontology annotation, molecular function: flavin adenine dinucleotide binding; oxidoreductase activity, acting on CH-OH group of donors. Bases 1 to 1923 code for a protein of 640 amino acids. The transcript is spliced from 4 exons. The record is from RefSeq and is a predicted model, not a curated record.